GUGCUUUGUGCCUGCGAGAGAGAGAGAGAGAGAGAGAGAGAGACUGCGAUGGCGGGACUAGGAGAAGCACAGAGGAGACAACAAAGAGGGAGACUGCUGGGCCCACCUCCAAGAGGACCUCCCGCUUUUGCUCGCCCUCGCUUUGAGCCCGUCGACCGCGAAAAGACAUGCCCGUUGCUGCUUCGGGUUUUCACUAAGAUUGGGGGUCAUCAUAGCGAGGGAGACUUUGCAGUGAGAGGCAAGGAGCCCAAGGAUGAGGUUCAAAUUUAUACCUGGAAGGAUGCUACUCUUCGUGAGUUAACUGAUCUGGUCAAAGAGGUAGCUCCAGCUGCAAGGAGAAAAAAUGCAAGACUAUCCUUUGCUUUUGUGUAUCCUGAUAAAAAUGGCCGUUUUAAAGUGAGAGAGGUGGGGAUGACCUAUUCGUUUGGAAGUGGGAGAUUAGAUGAUGGCAAGACAUUGGCUGAACUUCGGUUUCAGAUUGGAGAUUACUUGGAUGUGGGUAUUCUGUAGGGAAGCUCUCUUCUUAAUCUGAUAUAUUGUUCGGGUUGCUCAUAUGUGUACAUAAAGUGGCUAGUUUCAAGUUGUUAGACAUGAUGUGGACGUCAAUUACACCCAUGUUUAUAUGUAGUAUCGCAAAUUGAAACAUUUUGUGGGCUCGUGGAAUAUUAUAUGAAAUAUGAUUUUGAAAA
Alnus glutinosa is the source of this 689-nucleotide messenger RNA. Its product is annotated as histone deacetylase complex subunit SAP18. Bases 49 to 510 code for a protein of 153 amino acids. Gene Ontology annotation, cellular component: nucleus. Gene Ontology annotation, molecular function: transcription factor binding; transcription corepressor activity. The record is from RefSeq and is a predicted model, not a curated record. NCBI's taxonomy places the organism in Eukaryota, Viridiplantae, Streptophyta, Magnoliopsida, Fagales, Betulaceae. Gene Ontology annotation, biological process: negative regulation of DNA-templated transcription. The transcript is spliced from 6 exons.